Molecule: messenger RNA, 480 nt
Organism: Arachis stenosperma
Lineage: Eukaryota; Viridiplantae; Streptophyta; Magnoliopsida; Fabales; Fabaceae
Product: protein MAIN-LIKE 1-like
Exons: 1
Coding region: 1-480 (159 amino acids)
Source: RefSeq, a predicted model, not a curated record
AUGACAUAUCAGUUGGGAUUCCGGAUUGAUGGUGAUCUUGUCAGUGGAUGCAUCGGUGGGUGGGAGCAGCACAAUCAGGGACGAACCAUUGAGGAGUUGUGUGAGCAAAUAUUGAGUGUUAUUCCUGGCCUAGAGGACAGACAGUCACAGACUAAGUGGACUGUCAAGCUUACUUGGUUCCACAGCACGGUUUGUGGAGAGCUAGAGCAGGAUGCCACAGAGGAGCGGCUGAUGAGGUAUACGAGAGGAUAUAUCAUGCAGUUGAUCGGAGGUAUCCUUUUCCCUGAUGCAUCUGACUCUCGGGUGCAUAUCAGGUGGCUUCCCCUACUGGAGGUCCUUGAUGCAUGUGGCUGGUUGUCGUGGGGCUCUGUUGUGCUGGCAUGGCUGUAUCGCCAGAUGUGCCGGGCCACAGAGCAUCGCCAGAUGUGCCAGAACAACACCCAAUAUCUGCUCACACAACUCCUCAAUGUCCGUCCCUGA